UUAUUUUGACAGCUCUAUUAGGUUAGCUGUCUUUUACUAUUAUUAACUCAAAAUCAGAGAAUUAAAUUGGGGUUUCUUUUCUUUCUUUUUCUUUGUCUUAAAAUCUCAUAUAUAUCACCUCCUCCUCUUCCUUCAAGAAGCCCCAAACAUUCUCUCAACUCCGUUUUUCAUUCUGCUUAUAUAUUAAUGGAUUCUUCCCAAAAUUGUGGAGGGUCAGAGGAAAUUCAAAACAGUGAAUCUGGGUGGACAAUGUAUAUUGCCUCCUCAAUUCAUGGUGAUGAUGAUUUCAAGAAUUACAGUCACGAUCAAGAUGAGCAAGAUAGUGAUGAUUCAUUAGCUUCUGAUGCUUCUUCUGGGCCUGGUUAUCAAGGAACAAGCAGAGCAGCGGAGGAUGAGGAAGAUCAAAACAAUGGGUUGAAGAAGAAGAAGAAACUUAGUUUAAAGAAACCAAUAUCGGAGAAGAAGAAGAAGAAGAAAGAAGAAGACAAGAAAGAAGCGGGAUUUGUGUACUCAACAAGAACAGGAGCUGAUACUAUUACUACUACUUCCCAAACUGGUUCCAAGGUAAGAAACAAAUUCUGGAAGGGCAGAACAAAAUAGAGUGCUUUUUUUUGGAUAUGGUAAGCUUGAGCCCAGACAUGUAAAUCUGUAGGUGAAAUAGUACUCCUUUUGUUAGCUUUGUUAUGGUUGAUUUAAAGACUGUCGUUCAUGUAUUUUGGCUUUUCUAGAGUCUUCCUUGUGGCUUUAGUUUCAUGUCUCUCCUCACGUGCAUCAGAUAAUUAUCGUAUCCAAUGAGGCUAAUAUUUUAUAUAAAAAAAAAAUUAUGAUGUA
Tripterygium wilfordii is the source of this 831-nucleotide messenger RNA. Its product is annotated as protein SOB FIVE-LIKE 3-like. Lineage: Eukaryota; Viridiplantae; Streptophyta; Magnoliopsida; Celastrales; Celastraceae. Gene Ontology annotation, biological process: cytokinin biosynthetic process. The transcript has a single exon. The coding region runs from base 187 to 600 and encodes 137 amino acids. The record is from RefSeq and is a predicted model, not a curated record.